AUGGAGUCGGCUCGGGGCCCGCCCAGGGUCAAGAACAAGGCCGCCGCGCCGGUGCAGAUCAGCGCCGAGCAGCUGCUGCGCGAGGCCGUCGACCGCCAGGAAGUCUCAUUGCAGGCGCCCACGCAACGCUUCAGCGACCUCGAGGAGCUGCACGAGUACCAGGGUCGCAAGCGCAAGGAGUUCGAGGACUACGUUCGCCGAAACCGGCUGAGCCUGCACAACUGGACGCAGUACGCGCAAUGGGAGCUCGACCAAAAGGAGUUUGCGCGCGCGCGGUCCGUCUUCGAGCGAGCCCUCGACGCCCACCCUCACAAUGUCCAGCUCUGGAUACGAUAUAUCGAGGCCGAGAUGCGGUCGCGGAACAUUAACCAUGCCCGCAACCUGCUCGACCGCGCCGUCGCCAUCCUGCCCCGCGUCGACAAGCUGUGGUACAAGUAUGUCUACAUGGAGGAGAUGCUCGGCAACAUCCCGGGCACGCGCCAGGUCUUUGACCGGUGGAUGCAGUGGCAGCCGGAUGAAGCAGCUUGGAGCGCGUACAUCAAGCUGGAGAAGAGAUAUGGCGAGUUCGACCGGGCGCGCGACAUCUUCCGGACCUUCACCAUGGUCCACCCGGAGCCACGAAACUGGAUCAAGUGGGCCAAAUUUGAGGAAGAGAACGGCACCAGCGACCUCGUGCGGGAGGUCUUUGGCGAGGCGGUGGAAUCUCUGGGUGACGAAUUCGUCGACGAGAAGCUCUUCAUCGCCUAUGCCCGGUUCGAAGCGAAACUCAAGGAGUACGAGCGAGCACGCGCCAUCUACAAGUAUGCGCUGGACCGCCUGCCGCGCUCCAAGUCGAUGGCGCUACACAAGGCGUACACGACGUUCGAGAAGCAGUUUGGCGACGAGGACGGCGUCGAGGACGUGGUGCUGUCCAAGCGGAGGCGGCACUACGAAGAGCAGGUGCGGGAGAACCCUAAAAACUACGACGCGUGGUUUGACUACGCCGGGCUGGAGGAAGCCUCGGGCAACGCCGAUCGCGUGCGCGACGUCUACGAGCGGGCGGUAGCGCAGGUGCCGCCGACACAGGAGAAGCGACACUGGCGGCGGUACAUGUACCUGUGGAUAUUCUACGCCAUCUGGGAGGAGCUCGAGGGCAAGGACGCGGAGCGGACGCGGCAGAUCUACACGACGUGCAUAGGGCUGAUACCACACAAGAAGUUCACGUUUGCCAAGGUGUGGCUGCUGGCGGCGCAGUUCGAGGUGCGGCAGGGCGAGCUCCAGGCGGCGCGCAAGCUGCUGGGGCGGGCGCUCGGCAUGUGCCCAAAGGACAAGCUCUUCGUCGGGUACGUGGACCUGGAGCGUAAGCUGUUCGAGUUUGUGCGGUGCCGGACGCUCUACGAGAAGCACGUCGAGUACAACCCGGCCAACUGCCAGACGUGGAUCCGGUUCGCGGAGCUGGAGCGCGGGCUCGACGACCUGGACCGCACGCGCGCCAUCUUCGAGCUGGCCGUCGCGCAGCCGCAGCUCGACAUGCCGGAGCUGCUGUGGAAGGCGUACAUCGACUUCGAGGAGGAAGAGGGCGAGUACGAGCGCACGCGCGCCCUGUACGAGCGGCUGCUGGCCAAGACGGACCACGUCAAGGUGUGGAUCUCGUACGCGCACUUUGAAAUCAACAUUCCCGACGACGACAACGAGGCGGAAGGUGAGGGUGAAGAGGACGAGGAGCAGGAGCAGCCCGUCAGCGACGAGGCCAAGGCGCGCGCGCGCAAGGUCUUCGAGCGGGCGCUCAAGUCUAUGCGCGACAAGGACCUCAAGGAGGAGCGCGUGUCGCUGCUCAACGCCUGGCUGUCGUUUGAGCGCACGCACGGCUCCGAGGCCGACGUCGACGGCGUCCAGCGCCAGAUGCCGCGGCGCACCAAGCGCCGCCGCCGCCUCGACGACGACACGUGGGAGGAGUAUGUCGACUACGUCUUCCCCGCCGACGACCAGCAGGCCAAGAGCCUGUCGGGCGUGCUGGCGCUGGCACAGAAGUGGAAGCAGACGGGCGGCGACCUGUCGGGGGCGAGAUGA
Purpureocillium lilacinum is the source of this 2049-nucleotide messenger RNA. Its product is annotated as NineTeen Complex (NTC) component. Gene Ontology annotation, molecular function: protein binding. Gene Ontology annotation, biological process: mRNA splicing, via spliceosome; spliceosomal complex assembly. The record is from RefSeq and is a predicted model, not a curated record. NCBI's taxonomy places the organism in Eukaryota, Fungi, Ascomycota, Sordariomycetes, Hypocreales, Ophiocordycipitaceae. Gene Ontology annotation, cellular component: U2-type catalytic step 2 spliceosome; precatalytic spliceosome; post-mRNA release spliceosomal complex.